AUGGCGGGUAUUACUCAGGGCUCAAACGAACCUAAUGGGUUCUCAUUUGCAUCUGCACUUCAGAAUGCAUACGCCCGAAAACUUGAUGUCAUAAAUCGAGGCUUCAGUGCCUACAACACCAACCACGCACUCGAAGUUCUCCCACAAUUCCUCCCCACUCCCUCUCAAGCCAAAAUUCGUUUUCUACUCAUCUUCUUCGGCGCCAAUGAUCUGAACCGUGGCCCCUCCGCAAACCAAUAUGUUCCUCUUCCCCAAUUCAUCCAAAAUAUAAGGAAACUUAUCUCUCAUCCUCUCAUUCAAGCUCACGGACCGAGAAUUAUACUAGUAACGCCAGCACCGGUUGAUGAGGCAACCUGUAGGGUUACGAAUGGUGAGUGGGGAUAUUCGGAUGAUCCUAGACGGGUGAGAGAUACGAGGGAGUAUAGGGAUGAAGUGGUGAGGAUUGGGGAGGAACAUGAGUUAGGCAUUGUGGAUUUAUGGACUGCGUUUAUGGGUGCUUGUGGAUGGAAAGAAGGAGAUGAUCCAGCCAAAAUGCCGGGCCUAGAAGAAAAUGGCAGAGAUCCUAAUCUCACGAAAUUGCUGUAUGAUGGUCUACAUUUCAGUGGGGAAGCCUACAAGAUUCUUUUUGAAGAAGUAUUGAAAUGUAUUGUAGAAAAGUUUCCAGAUCAGGCUCCCGAUAAGUUAGAGAAUGUUUUUAAGGCGCAGUGGGAGAUAGAUAUGGGACGGUAA
This is a messenger RNA of Sclerotinia sclerotiorum 1980 UF-70, 729 nucleotides long. RefSeq lists its product as hypothetical. The transcript has 7 exons. The record is from RefSeq and is a predicted model, not a curated record. Lineage: Eukaryota; Fungi; Ascomycota; Leotiomycetes; Helotiales; Sclerotiniaceae. The coding region runs from base 1 to 729 and encodes 242 amino acids.